AUGUCGAUUGUUAAAUCCAUAGUUCGCGCAUCGCGAAUCAAUCCGAUUGCUACGCAGAGUAGUCGAUCAUCAGCAACGAUUCCACAGAAGAAUCCACAAGAUAAGGAGACUCGAAUCUCCCCGGCGAUCUCCACAGUCGUUCCGCAGCGGAAGGAAGGAAUUGAUCUGCCGAAUGAGAUUCUCAAUUUGAAGAAGACGGAGCAGUUCUUCGAUUCUCAAUCUGAAGAAGACGGAGCAGUUCUCCGAUUCAGCCAAAGCGGUUGCAUAAGUACAUUGAAUCUGGAGCGUGUUCGUCGAUUGAAAAGCAGACUUGUAGCCUUGACUCGUCGUGUUCAGAAGGUUAGGGAUGAGAUAGAGCAACUUAUGGACGAUGAUGGGGACAUGGCUGAAAUGUAUUUUACUGAGAAGAAAAUGCAGAUGGAAUCAUCAUCAAUUUAUGGUGAUCAAUCUGUGGUUGGAUACAAGUCAACUGAUGGUGUGCUGUCUGUUUCUGCUCCAGUUUCUCCUGUUUCGUCUCCUCCUUAUAGCAGCAGGAAGCUCGAAAAAGGUUUGAGCAUAGCCGGAAGCAGGCAUGAGAGCAUGAGAAGUUCAGAAAGUGCUGCAGAAGCUCAAAGUAUAGAGGAGCUCGAAAUGCUCUUGGAGGCUUACUUUGUCGUCAUUGAUAGCACCCUCAACAACUUAAGGAGUAUAUCGAUGACACAGAAGAUUUCAUCAACAUUCAGCUGGACAAUGUCCGGAACUAGCUUAUAA
Molecule: messenger RNA, 750 nt
Organism: Ipomoea nil (Japanese morning glory)
Lineage: Eukaryota; Viridiplantae; Streptophyta; Magnoliopsida; Solanales; Convolvulaceae
Product: magnesium transporter MRS2-1-like
Exons: 2
Coding region: 1-750 (249 amino acids)
Biological process (GO): magnesium ion transport
Molecular function (GO): magnesium ion transmembrane transporter activity
Source: RefSeq, a predicted model, not a curated record